GAAGCGCGGUGUACUUAUUACAAUCAAUAAUGCCUAAAUAAGAUGGCGUCAUCCGAUGAGGAAGACCUUGAGGCUUUGAGGAAUGCUGCCCUUGCAUCAUUGAGACAGAAACAAGCAGCUCAGGCACCACAGGGAAUCCAGGUAGUCAGCAGGGUCAGUCUAUCGGCAGUACAAACAGCUGAUCAGUAUAAUGAGCAGACAGGGGAGCCAGUGCCACAUUCUGAUGUAGACUAUGGAUACAGAAACACAGAAUACGAAGAGGUGCCAUUCGCUUUUCGGCAGGCAGUUCUUCAGCAGCAGAACCGUGGACGUGGUAGGGGAUUCCACAGAGGAAGAGGCUGGGGCAGAGGCAGAGGGAAUAGGUUUCUACCACAACCAACAACCCAGAGUGCCCUUAUAGUGAUACAGCCCUCUGGAGGACAGGAAGAGGAACCAAAGAUAUCUGAGACAUCAAAAGAUUCACGCCCACUGUUGCUGAGACCACAGGACAAGUGGGCUUCAACAGAAAGUGGCAGUCAAAGUUCAACACCAACCAGGCCAAAAGACAAAUCGAAGUUCAGCAGAUAUGAUGAUGCUACCGACAGUGAAGAUGAUGAUGACAUGGUUGAGAGGCGAAGGAGAGAAUCUGGCUCAGCUAAUUUCAUGGACAUGUCUUUAGAUGAUGUGAGUAGUGACACAGAAAUAGAAAUUCAUACACACCAAAAUGAUGGGCAUGAAAGUCAGGAACAUAAUAAUGAAAUUGAGGUUCAUAAUAGUGAACAGGAUGUUAACAUUUCAGUUGAGGUGAAUGAAAAAGAAUCAGGACUAACUGAUGCAGAAAGUGCAAUAGAUAUGUCACAGAAUAUUACUAUUGAUGAAGUAACUUCAGAUUUAAACACAUCCCAGAAUGUAGAAAAAUCUGAUCCAGAAAUUCCUGCCAAAACAAACAAUGCUGAAGAAAGUCAUAUAAGUAAAACUGUUAAUGACAAACCAGAAAAUUUAGGAAGUGCUAGUGGUAAUAGAUUAGAAGAAAUAUUGCUUGCAAGUAGAAACCUUGAGGGAUUUGCUGACCAAGAAUUAGAAUCAGAUAGUACCCCAUUACGAGAUGAACAAACUCCAUUGCGAGAUGAACUUAGACAAGAUGACAGUGUUUCUAAUUCUUACAGUGCUUUUAGUAGAUUUAACAGAAGAAAUCGAAGAGAUUCCGAAUCUGCAGAAGAAUCUGCAGAUGAAUCAGACAUUGAAAAAAAUGUACCAAGUAGUAGAGAUAGUUCUAUAAGUAAAGAGAGUAGUAGGUCACAGUCUGUGUCUAGAAAUGAUAGUGCUGACAAUGAAAGUGAUGUUGACAAUGUGGAACUUGUGUCUGAAGAAGAGACACAAGAAUGUUUAAAAUCUCAGCAAACAGAUUCUGCCAAACCAAAUUCUGCCAUAAUAUCUCGGACACUUGAGGAGAGAAAGACAUCAUUGUCAUCUUUAAAAUCAUCUAAGUCAUCAAGAUCAUCAGUAUCAUCAUCAGAAUCAGAUUCUGACUCUUCAUCGUCAUCUUCAUCAUCUUCUUCUUCAUCAUCAUCUUCGGACAGCGAAUCAUCUGAUGAUUCAUCUAAAGGUCUCAAACAAAAAGUUGAAGUUAAGAAGGAUGCCAAAAUUGUGGGAAAAAAAUCAAAGUCUCCAGUAGAAACAAACAUAAAAUCAGCAUUACACAGUGUAAGCAAAAGAUCAAAUGAUUUAAGGGAGAAAAAGUUGAAGGACAGAAAAAGUGAAAAACAUACAGAUUCUGAUAGAAAUGAAGCAGACUAUUAUAGGAGGGGAAAAGAAAAAGAUUCAAGGAGUUCCGAAAAAAGAAGUGGUAGAGAACGUUCUCCUUAUUUCCAUCUUAAGAAAUCUGUGAAAGACAGAUUAUCAGCAAAUGAAGUAAAAGCUGAUCCAGAGUUUGAUGCCACCAAUUACAGGGAUGAAACAAUAUUCCACAGAAAUGCUAAGAGGGGAAAACAGGGUAGAAGUAAUGUUGAAUUGGAUAGAAAACAAUAUGCCAGUAGGGAAAACCAUAAAGGUGACAGCAAAUAUGAUAGUAAGUCAAGAGAGAAAUAUGAAAAAGAUAGUAAAUGUAGGACAAAGGAUACCAAAGAAAAAACACAUGAAAAAAGAUACUUUGAAGAAAUUGGUAAGUUAAAAAUGGAAGAUAAACAUGUGUCAAGAAAAUCUGUUAAACAGGAAACUGAGACUUCUUCCAAUUUGAAACAUAGUAAAAUAUCUAGGGCAAACUCUGCUGAUAAAGUCAACUCAGCAGUAGAGGCAUAUAGAAAAGACAAAACUGCCAAGUCCAGUAAAAGUGAUUCUUUAAUAGCAUCAGGGAAAGCAUCUAAGUCAAAAAGUAGCAUUGAAGACUCCAAUUCAUAUAAAAGUAAAGACAGAAGAAAAUCAGAUGAAAAAUUGAGACGGAAAAGUAACGAGGGAAAAUCUAAACAGCACAGUACAAAGGAAGAACAAAAGCAUAAAAGAAAAAGUAUUGAAGAAAGAUUGAAAAGAAUAGCAAGUGUAACAGAAAAUUUAGAUUCUGAUUCAGAUAGUGUUAAGAGUGUUUCUAGUGUAAGUGAUGUAAGUAGUGAUUCAGAAACUGAAACUUGGAGGGAUAAAAAACGUGGUGCUUCAAGAAAGACAGAUGAUAUUGAGUUGGAGAGGAGACGUAGAGAACUAAAAGAGAGGGAAAAGAGACGAGAAUUGGAUAGAAAGAGAGAAGACAACAAACAUGAAAGAGGAGGUGGGGAUGGAGAUAAUAAUAAAAAGUCAAGAUACAGAAAUAGUCAUACUAAAAGUGAAAAAUUUGGUACAGAACAUCAUGAAAGACAGAAUUUUAGAACUGAUGAAUACAGAGAUAGAAGAAAACAUGGCGAAGAUGAAAAUGUAAGACAGAAGUACUAUCGUAAGAAAAAUAUGGUUUUCUAUGAAGACGAUACUGCUGUGAGGAAAAAGUUUGAAGAGAUGGAUUCAGAUAGUGAAUCAGAUAUUAGAAAAGGUGGUGUAAUAAGUAUUGUGACAAGUGAUCGGAAAAAACAAACUGAAGAAAUUCCGAGUUUACUUGAUAUAAAUGUUUCAAGACCAAAAUCUGACAAAGACCGUAAAGUUCGAAAAAAGUCUCCGAAAAAUGAGCGUCUGAUUAUUCGUGUGGAGAAGUCAAGUGAUGAAGAUAUCUCGGGCACAAAAUCAAGGAAAAAGAAAAUGAAAAAGAGAAAGAAUUGGAGUUCAGAUGAAGGUGAAACUCCACUACAGCAAGUUGUGAAUGUCACAUUUAAUGAAGAGCCUAAACCGAAAAAAUCCACAAAGUCUGUAUAUGAAAGACUUGGUGUCGCUGUAAGCAAGAAAACCUCAUCAAAGAUACCAUCAGAUUUAGGUGACUCUGGUUUCAAAAGGUCACAUGAGAUUAGUGUACCUAGAGCUGGAAAAAGAAUUAAACUGGACAAUAGCAGCAAAUAUACUGCAGUUGAUACAAAGAAAAGCAGAUCUGAAAAUAAAGGUGACCCUGAUGAGGCGUUGAAUUUACGUAUCCAGAAAAUUCAGGAAAAAAAUGCAGAAAUUCUCCGAAGGAAGAUGGAAAUCGAACAGGAUAAGCAAAAAUAUGGCUGAUACAUUUAUGUUUCGUUCAAUAAAUGCAUCAAUAUUUAAAUAUAUACUUGUUUUCUAAGAAAAGUAAUCAGUUCUAAGAGAAAGGUAAGUACUGUGAAUGUAGUUUUAGUGGAAAGUGUGUAUUUACCGCAGCUUUGAAAGACAGUUGACAAUAUAUACAAUACAGUAUAGAAGUUUUAUAUAAAGGGAGGUAAUUUGUCAGAAAAUUACAUGACUUGUUUCCAGUAAAGACUGUUUACAAGAAAAGGAAAAGAAGAGGAAACAGUUACAGACAUUAGCAUGGAAAGUAAAAAAAAAUUAUUAGAAAAUUGUUGUAGAUUUGUUGUUGACAAUUUCAUAUCAAAGUAUUUAGAUGUAAUUUAGUUUGUAUGUCAUUUGUUGUACCUAAGCUAUUUGAUUUCAAAUUAUUGGUAACAUUUGUUUGAUGAAUAUGGCCUUGUUCUCAUUUUAGUCCUGAAAAAAGAUUUAAGAAAGGAAGAUGCGUGCUGAAAUGCACUCAUUCUAGAAUUGCAUGUUAACAGAAAAUAUUUGGGUCCAUUAAUGAAAUAUAAUAUGAGCCGCACCAUGAGAAAACCAACAUAGUCUCUUUGCGACCAGCAUGGAUCUAGACCAGCCUGCGCAUCCGUGCAGUCUGGUCAGGAUCCAUGCUGUCCGCUAACGGUUUCCCUAAUUACAAUAGGCUUUGAAAGUGAACAGAAUGGAUUCUGACCAGACUGCGCAGAUGCACAGGCUGGUCUGGAUCCAUGCUGGUCGCAAAGCCACUAUGUUGGUUUUUCUCAUGGUGCGGCUCAUAUAUUCAUUACAAAUUGUAAAGAAGCUAAUGCACUUUAAAUACAGAAAAAUACAUGAUACAGUACAUAUCUAAUUGUUUACAUGUAAUUCAUUGGCAGUCCUUUUGUGGGAUUUUUUUUUUAACUUUUUUCGCUUGAACUCGGCAGUAACGGAAAAAUACGUUUGAGUUUUCAGUAUUUCGAGCCAUCAAACAAUAUACAUUAUACAGGUAUUUUGCCAGGACCUGACGGUGAGUUUGAGUAAGAGCAAUGAUCCAAUUAUCCAAGUUCAAGCGAACAAAUUUAUACAGUAACAUCUACAUAACUUAGGUUUCAGCUUAAUAUAAAUGUCGAAGAUAUGUAAAACAGCUGUAUUGGAAGCUCUUUUUAUGCUCUUUUGAAUGGAUUCAUUGCCCGUCUGCUGAAAUUUGAUAUUUUUCUAUAAAGAACAGUGAAAAUGAUAUUUUUCUCUAAAGUCAUAUGGUUCUUUCUUUGUUAUUGCCAUCUCUUGUGUCCGGUAAAAAUGGCACACCAGUAUGAAUAGAUACUGCAACUAUUUUCGGCUAAGAAAUCUCUAUAUAUAGCGAUAAUUGUUCAGAAGAAAAAUGUGAUGUACUAUUCUAUUUAAGUCAAGCAUCUGAUGCUUGUAUAUGGAAAUGUUAUAUAUAGAAAAUGUUAUUCAAAAAUAAUCUGUUAUUAGGUGUUAUUUUAAGACGUCAAAAACUAUAAAAAUCAGGUACUUUUUAUGCCCCCGAAGGGAGGCAUAUAGUUUUUGAACCGUCUGUCGGUCUGUCCGCAAUUUUCGUGUCCGGUCCAUAUCUUUGUCAUCGAUGGAUGAAUUUUCAAAUAACUUGGCUUGAAUGUGUACCACAGUAAAACGACGUGUCGCGCGCAAGACCCAGGUCCGUAGCAUUAAAGGAUAGUGCAUUGAUGGGCGUGUCCGGUCCAUAUCUUUGUCAUCGAUAGAUGGAUUUUCAAAUAACUUGGCAUGAAUGUGUACCACAGUAAGACGACGUGUCGCGCGCAAGACCCAGGUCCGUAGCUCAAAGGUCAAGGUCACACUUAGACGUUAAAGGAUAGUGCAUUGAUGGGCGUGUCCGGUCCAUAUCUUUGUCAUCGAUGGAUGGAUUUUCAAAUAACUUUGCAUGAAUGUGUACCACAGUAAGACGACAUGUCGCGCGCAAGACCCAGGUCCGUAGCUCAAAGGUCAAGGUCACACUUAGACGUUAAAGGAUAGUGCAUUGAUGGGCGUGUCCGGCCCAUAUCUUUGUCAUCGUGGAUGGAUUUUCAAAUAACUUGGCAUGAAUGUGUACCACAGUAAGACGACGUGUCACACGCAAGACCCAGGUCCGUAGCUCAAAGGUCAAGGUCACACUUAGACGUUAAAGGUCAUUUUUCAUGAUAGUGCAUUGAUGGGCAUGUCCGGUCCAUAUCUUUGUCAUUCAUGCAUGGAUUUUAAAAUAACUAUGCAUGAAUGUGUGACACAGUAAGACGACGUGUCGCGCGCAAGACCCAGCUCCAUAGGUCAAAGGUCCUAAACUCUAACAUCUGCCAUAACUAUUCAUUCAAAGUGCCAUCGGGGGCAUGUGUCAUCCUAUGGAGACAGCUCUUGUUUAUUCUAUGGCACAUUUUGUUCUUAUUUUAGUGUUCUCCAAAGUAUAUUAGAUAGGGCAUAAAAAAAAAAAAUGUUGCUAAAAACUCUCAGACUCCAUGGUGCUCUUCAUUAAAAUGAAUUGCGACAGGUUAACUUUCUAGUAUGUUAGGUAUUUUUCAGAUAUGAUUUUUAUGUUGUGGUUCAAUAGUCACUCUGGUGACAUUUUAAGAAUUUAACCCCUUGUGUAAUGCUGAAUAAUAAUCAGGUCUGCUGUAAACUCAUGAAUCACACUUUCAAAUAUUACAGAAAAAAAACAAAACCCACUAGUUUUGUCCAAUCUGCAACAUUUUAGCAAUACUUGACAUAUUAUUAAUUGUAUAUGAAAAUUUUGGUUAUGUAAAAAAUUGAUAUUUCCAUAAUGCAGUAUGCUGUAAACAGUUGAAACUCAAUUUCUCAGAUUCGCUUAUAUCAAAAUUCCAGAUAUCUCAAAGACAGUUUCAAGUCCCGUCUCAAAAACACUUACACAAAAAAUCAUUUUAAGUCGAAUUUCUAGGGUCUCGAAAUAAAAUCUUCAAUCCCUUGGAUUUCAAGAUAUCGAGUUUCAACUGUAUAAUAUUUUAAAGCAUGAGUGAGUAUUGAACAAGUACGUAGUCAAGGUCUGGCCCUUGUAUAACUCAGUUGCAGCAUUGAUAAACUAUUUUUGUUGUUUUACAUCAUUUUGCAACAUUGUUAAACAUUUCUGAAUUGACCGUUCUGAAAAAUAUACAUUAAUUUAUGCAUUCACGCUUUAUUGUUAUAGAAGAAAAAAGAUAUUUGAUUUGACAUAAGGAUAUGAUAAAAUGUUAGAAUUGCAUGAACUACUUCUCUUUAUUUGAACAUUUUGGUCAGAAAAUAAGUAAAUGUACACUUCAGUGUGUAAAAAUUACACAUCCGGUAUAAUUCCGUAGUGCUUAGUUAAACAUCUUUAUGAUCAAAAGAUUUAGAUGUGGUUCAUUUGACUUGGUAAAUCUUCCCAAGAAUGAUUAAAAAAAAAAAAAAAAUAUUUUUGCCAUUUCUAGAGAUAUUUUUGUAAGUUAAUGAAAUGGAAGCUUCAUAUUAGGCCUUGAACUAUUGGAUAAACCAUCAGCUGGUUUUGUUUCAUACAUAAUUUGUUCUUGGUUUUUGUCUAAUAAGAACAGCAGUUACCUACCCUGUCUGGUAGUUAUAAAGCAGUGCUUGUUUGGAAACUGUAUAGUAGUAGUAGAUAUUGAAUCACUUACAAAAACGUAAUUUGUAAUAGAUGAGGUUGAUUUCCAGUCAGAUAUGCUAUCUAAUACUGGAGGACAGAAGAAAUAUCACCUGUGCUUCCUUGUGUUUUAUUGGCAUAGGAAAUGUCAUUUGACAAGUCUAUGGAUAAGGUAUAGACUUAUUCAAAAUGACCUUUUCAACCAUUUUUCCAGUAUAAACAGGCCCUUACAAUAUACUUUGCAUAUUUUCCUUUAUAUCAUUGUAUGUAAAAUUUGAUCUCCAGUAUACCUUAUAGUGUAAGUGUAAGAUUCUCAUACACAGCUGGGCACAAUGUUUCUUCCAUCUAAGAUUGUUAGAAAUUUUCAGAUUAGAGUGAAAACGCAAGUGUGCAAUAUAGUGUAAAUUGAACCAUGUCUUGUUUUGUUUAUUGAAACAUAAUUUGAGCCGUGCCAUGAGAAAACCAACAUAGUGGGUUUGCGAGCAGCAUGGAUCCAGACCAGCCUGCGCAUCCGCGUAGUCUGGUCAGGAUCCAUGCUGUUCGUUAACAGUUUCUCCAAUUCCAAUAGGCUUUAAAAGCGAACAGCAUGCAUCCUGACCAGACUGCGCAGAUGCGCAGGCUGGUCUGGAUCCAUGCUGCUCGCAAACCCACUAUGUUGGUUUUCUCAUGGCACGGCUCAUUUGUACCCUUUAUAUGAGGCAAAAUAUAAACUUUGUUAAUCCAUGGUAACUUUUUCAAAUUGCAUAGUUUAGUUAUUGUCUUUUGAAAUAGUCAUUGUCCAAGAUUAUGUAUCUUGUGUAUGCUAUUUUGUUCUGUUUCCAUUGUAUUCUAUUUAUAGAACAAUGCUGCAGUGCUGUGAAAUUGCCUAUGCACAGGGGUUACACAAUAUUUAGGUUCAUUAACUAUAUUUAAUUUUUUUCACUUUGUGUCAACAUCAAAAGAAGAAUAUCAGUUCUGGAUUCAUAUUAGUGUCUUUAAAUAAAUUGAAAAAGGAAAUGAAUAAAACCCAACAGAUAGAUUGCAUUUUGUGCUGGUUUACAAACUCUUCUUCUUUGGUUUGUAUAUCACUUUAUUGACUUACCUUGCUUGAGUUAUUACAUACUGUCAGAAACAUUUGUCUGACUGAUUCUAAGGAGAAAAAUAUCAAAUUAGCUAGUUUGUAGAAAAUUGAAGCAAAUAUAGAUUUUCUCUUGUCCCCAUUUUGCAUGCUUGGAUACAGAUACUACGGUUUUUAGUUAAAUGCAUUAACUUUGUCUGUGUUGCCACUCUUUGACAAUUAGAAGUUAUUAUCUGCAGAAUGAAAGUAAAUUUUUUUUUUGCAUUUAAGUAAGACUUGGCAGUGAAUUUGCCAGUAAUAUAUGUCAGUUAUAAUGUUAUAUGCAUUGCAUGCUGUUUUAUACAUGAAACAUUUGAGAUGUAGCUUAUGACAACAAAAAUUCUUCUAAUGUAUGGUUCAUUGUUUAACCCUUAUCAUGCUAAAUGCGAUUGAUUCUACCUUUGCGACCAGUGUAGAUCAUGAUCAGCCUGCACAUCCAUGCAGUUUGAUCAAGAUGUGCACUGUUCGCCAUUCAGUCAGUAUGUUUUUGGUAAGCACCCCUUUUAAGUGUUAAUGGUACUGUCCAAAUUGGAAGAUGGACAAGUUCAUUAUAGACAUUUAGCAGGGUAAGGGUUAACAGGUUAUGGUAAUGUGAUUGAUCAAGAUGUGCACUGUUCGCCAUUCAGUCAGUAUGUUUUUGGUAAGCACCCCUUUUAAGUGUUAAUGGUGCUAUCCAAAUUGGAAGAUGGACAAGUUCAUUAUAGACAUUUAGCAGGGUAAGGGUUAACAGGUUAUGGUAAUGUGAUUGGUGAAAUUUAUUACUUUCUGCUAAAGUACAGAACAUUUUCAAAGACAUAAAUUUCUCCGAUAUUAGCAGUAAAAGUGCUUAUAGCCACUUGCUUGUAUUGAAUUACAAAAGUGCAUAUUGUGGUAUAAAAACUGAAAUAUUAAUGCCAGUUUUUUUCCAUAAUAUCCCAGAAAUAGAUUGACGGUCUGUCGUGUAGCCUUGGAUCAAUACAACAGAUUUAGGAUCUUAAAUGGGGCCAUUGCAAAAGCACAUAUCCAUUGAUUGACAUUUUUAUUACAUGAUCGCUUAUGUUUUAAAUUAGAUACAUGUCAAUAAAUUUAUCUCGCUCGCCUAAAAAAAUUUACCCCAACGUGCAUUCUGACUAACAGUUGUAGCGGUGCCAUAAGAAUUACACUUUAUGAGAAAUAGAAGGCUUUUCAAAAAUAAUAAUUCAAUAAUUUCUUGUUUUGCCCUUUUAAAGUAUGAAUGAUAUAGAUACUGCACUACAGAAGUGCAAAUGGUCAGUGUUACAGAUAUUUUCAAUUAAUGGAAUUAGUGUCAUAACAGUUCUAAUAACUCUUGUCUACUAAUGGUUAUUACUAAUGUAUCUAAUAGUUUUAGAAUAGAUAAGUGAAUAAAUUCCACUGACGCAAGGUCAACUGUACUUUAACUAGGUGUAUCACAAGAAUAAUUAUACAUGGCUGAAGAAAUGUACUUUAUUCUUAUUGUACACUAUAUAUCUUCUCUCCGUUAUUAUUCUGUUAAUUUACUACGUUUGCCAAGCUAGCAAAAUCAUGAAAAAAAUAUGCUCGCUGGCCGUCUAAACUGUAAAUGAUCAAUUUGUCAGUUUAUGCAAGCCAGAAAAUACAGAGAAAACAUUCUUAUGAUAAGAAGAGAGAGUUUAUUUUUCAGUCCAGCCUCAUACUUUAGUCUGUUUUUAACACAUCUGUAGAAAGAGGCAGCUACUCCUCAUAGGGCUAUUGUUUGACUUGUGUUGAUUUGUCAGCCUGUCAGGUUCUAUGGUUGCGGCAUAAUAUUACUACCGGUAACAAAGAAGUCUCUUUUUUCUGUAAAUUUCAUCAGAUUUUCAGGUUGUUUUUUUUCUGUUUCUGAAUUGUUUAUGUAUGACAUCAACAUUAGUCUUGUUCUUGCUUUUAUUUCUAUGAGAAAUAGCAAACAUGAAAGUAAACUACAGUCAAACUUCGUUCCAUCUAACUCAACGGUACAAGCAUAAUUUGUUCAAGUUUUCAAUAGUUUGAGCCAUCGAAAAAUAUAUAUUAUAUAGCCAUUUUGCAGGGACUUGACAAGUUUGAGCAAAGGGUGGUGGACAAAUUAUCCAAGUUCGAGCAAACGAAGUUUGACUGUAUGGUAUAUUUCCAGCAUGUAAUUAUUUCAGAAGAACCACUAUUUUAUGUAUGAUAGGUACAAUGGGUGUUCUGAAAGUUAAUUUGCCAGCAGCAUAAUUUUGUUAUUACUGAGCAGAAUCAUGUGCAAGGUACAUUAAUAAAAAAAGGUCUGAUUUUGAUGUUUAAAAUGAUAUCAUAUCCAAAUUUAUAUAUCUAUGCUGUGUAAUCUUAACAGAGAUAAACUGGUGGUACUAUGAAAAUAGGGUUGAUAAUGGUCCAUUUACAUGGCUUUUAACACUUACCUUGCUAAAUCUACAGUUCAUCUUCGUUUGACCGAACUCAGAUACUUGGUACACCUGCCUUUGCUCGAACUUAUCUGCUUGACUUGGCAAUAUUCGUAUAUAAUGUAUAGUGUUCCAAUGAUGGAACUAAUCUGGAACUAAUUCUGCCUGUCCCAUCAAGUUCGAGGGAACAAAGGUUGACCCAACCUCUAUAAAUUUGUAUAGCAUAGAAAUUCAUACCUACAUUUGAUGUCAAUGUCAAGGUUAAAAACUGACCUUUAUAUUGAUUUAUCUUGCUCAUGGUUUUUAGCUCAUCUGAGUUUUUGAAAAAAAAUGAUGAGUUAUUGUCAUCACUUGAGCGGUUGUCGGCGUCGGCGUCGGCGUUGCCUGGUUAAGUUUUAUGUUUAGGUCAGCUUUUCUCCUAAACUAUCAAAGCUAUUGCUUUGAAACUUGGAAUACUUGUUCACCAUCAUAAGCUGACCCUGUAUAGCAAGAAACAUAACUCCAUCUUGCUUUUUGCAAGAUUUAUGGCCCCUUUUGUACUUAGAAAAUAUCAGAUUUCUUGGUUAAGUUUUAUGUUUAGGUCAACUUUUCUCCUAAACUAUCAAAGCUAUUGCUUUGAAACUUGGAAUACUUGUUCACCAUCAUAAGCUGACCCUGUAUAGCAAGAAACAUAACUCCAUCUUGCUUUUUGCAAGAUUUAUGGCCCCUUUUGUACUUAGAAAAUAUCAGAUUUUUUGGUUAAGUUUUAUGUUUAGGUCAACUUUUCUCCUAAACUAUCAAAGCUAUUGCUUUGAAACUUGGAAUACUUGUUCACCAUCAUAAGCAGACCCUGUACAUCAAGAAACAUAACUCCAUCUUGCUUUUUGCAAGAAUUAUUGCCCCUUUUGGACUUAGAAAAUCAGUUUUCUUGGUUAAGUUUUAUGUUUAGGUCAGCUUUUAUCCUAAACUAUCAAAGCUAUUCCUUUAAAACUUGCAACAGUUUUUCACCAUCAUAAGCUGACCCUGUACAGCAAGAAACAUAACUCCAUCCUGCCUUUUUCAAGAUUUAUGGCCCCUUUUGGACUUAGAAAAUAUCAGAUUUCUUGGUUAAGUUUUAUGUUUAGGUCAACUUUUUCUCUUAAACUAUCAAAGCUAUUGCUUUAAAACUUGCAGCUCUUGUUCACCAUCAUACGCUGACCGUGUACAGCAAGCAACAUAAUUCCAUCCUGCUUUUUGCAAUAAUUAUUGCCCCUUUUGGACUUAGAAAAAUCAUUUUCUUGGUUGAAUAUUAUGUUUAAGUCAACUUUUCUCAUAAACUAUCAAAGCUAUUGCUUUAAAACUUGCAACAGUUUUUCACCAUCAUAAGUGGACACUGUACAUCAAGAAACAUAACUCUAUCCUGCUUUUUGCAAGAGUGAUGGCCCUUUUUAGACUUAGAAAAUCAUGGGUAGGACAAUAUUUCUAUUACACAAAAAAAAUCAGAUGAGCGUCAGCACCCGCAAGGCGGUGCUCUUGUUAUCACUUAUAACAAAAGUAGGACGCUAGUAUUGUAACUUCAAGAACACACCUCAGCACACACCUUAUACUAGUUUCGAAUAGAUUUUUUUGUUAUAUAAACAUAAAUAAUUAUCUUGGAAUAGAAUUCUUGCUAAGUCAUUAUUGGAUAAAGCUUUUGUUUACAUCAGUUUGAGAUAUUAUUUUUGUUAUAUAAGACUAACAUGUCUGUCAUUGAUAUUUUAGAUGUGUGUUUCAUUUUAGGUCUGUGUUCAUGUUAUAUUCACACUUAUCGAGAGUUAUUAUCUUUCUGAAACACCUCUGAUGAUGCUCUGACGUUCAAAUUAUAUAUUAUAGAUAUUUGUUCUUUCUUUUUGACUCGAAACUUUCAAGUUACAGUACACGAUCGCUAAAACCUGAUUACCUUUUCCUUUGUAAAUCAGCCCCAUCCCCACCCACUGGCCACAAAAAUAAAAAAUCUGAAAAUAUGUUGUUUUGUUUCCAGUACACAAAGAUUUUCCAUUUUAGAAAUUAAAUAUGGAGCAAAUAAUCAGUAACUGGAGAACACUGCAGCUGUUGUACUCCAUAAACUUAUUGUCUAUGGUCAGUAGAUGAGUAGUGGGAGGUCAAAGGUCAGGCUUAUAUUGACCUUGAGACAGAAAAUGGUUUCUGAUCAAUAUCGGACUUACAUUUUUAUGAAAAUUCUAUUUGUGUGCAGUUAAUUAUCAUAGCUGUUCCUUAAAAGGAAAAAAUAUUCCAUUAGUAUUUUACAUGCUGCAUGUUUCUUAUGUUACUGUUACUUUUUUCCGAUGUAUCCGCCCACUUAGCUCAAUUGGAAGAGUGUAGAUCUACGGAUCACAGGGUCGUGAGAUCGAUCCCCGGGCAUGCCAUAUGUUCUCCUUGAUGAUUUGAUAAAAGACAUUGUGUCUAAAAUCAUUCGUCCUCCAUCUCUGAUUCAUGUGGGGAGGUUGGCAGUUACUUGCAGAGAACAGGUUUGUACUGGUACAGAAUCCAGAAACACUGGUUAAGUUUACUGCCCGCCAUUACAUAACUGAAAUACUGUUGAAAAACAGUGUUAAACCUAAAACAAACAAACAAAUUUUUCCGAUGUAACCCUAUUUUAGCAGUAAGAUACACUAUCCUAUUCUUACCAUUAACAGGAACUAUUUUAUACUAUAGCUUUAUUUCCAAGUGUGCAGUUUUAUGAAUUGUUUAUGAUGUAACAUAUUGACAUAAUUAUCCUAAUUGUACUUUCACUAUGUUUAGGAUUCUUUUUUGACAGUCAUCUGUCUUUUUCCAUGUGAUGUAAGAGAACAAACAAAUUAUGAUUCCAUAUUAAUUUUAGUCCUUGCAAAGACCAGUGGCUAUACUCAUCAAUUUAUGUGUCCGAAAUUUUGACUUAAACGGAAAAUGGUACAGUAUUCACUUGCCACAACACUGAGUUUAAUGUUGCUGAAUAGUCAUAAUUGAGCCACACCAUGAGAAAACCAACAUAGUGCAUUUGCGACCAGCAUGGAUCCAGACCAGCCUGCGCAUCAACACACUCUGGUCAGGAUCCAUGCUGUUUGCUUUCAAAGCCUAUUGCAAUUAGAGAACCACUAGCGAACAACAUGGAUCCUGACCAGACUGUGUGGAUGCACAGGCUGGUCUUGAUCUAUGCUGGUCGCAAACGCAUUAAGUUGGUCUGCUCAUGGUGGCAGCCAUUUUCAUACAAACCUGAGAUUAAGAGAGUAAACAAUAUUUUAGCUUUAUUUGGAAUGUUGAAGAAAUACAGGCCAGGGUUUUAAUUUAAUAUAUAAGUGUUUGUUAAAUUGCAUGUAUUAUUUUUAAGCAAACUAUAUAUAAUAUGAAAAACGCAUGAAAUUAAUGUACUGUACUUGACACAUAUAUUAAAUACUUGGUUGCUAUUUAGAUGUGUGAAAAGAAAAUUAUAUUCAUUUUCAGCAGUGCCAAAUAAAUGAUUUUCUGUCUAUUUGAAGACUUGUCCAAUUAAGGAAUGAGGGCCAAUUGUUUUGACUUUUGACUGGCAAGCCAUUUGAUAAGUGUUUUAUUAAAAGACAUCAGAAAUUUAUUUUAGCAGUUUCAUUUUUGAAUAUUUGGCUUAUCAGCACAUGUGUCAUUCAAAUGGCACAAACUGUCAACUGGUCAUUUAGAUAAGGUGUUGUGAAAUAAUUACAGAUUUAUUUUAAGUCGGAAAAGUUGGGCACUUGAACUAAUAGCACUUUACUGUAACAUAAAUGAAGUUCUUUGAAAAUCAUGUUAAACUCAUAUAAGACAAGCAAGAUUUUUUUACAGAGGUCAUUGGAAGUACAAGGAACUUAGUUGGAUACUUGAACUUUCACCAGAUCAAAUAACUUGAUAGUUUUCUGUUAAUGAGACACCUCAGUAUUGAUAUCACUAACCGUAUUCCACUCUUCAUUGUAUAUGUGUUAUGAAAGGUUCUUAUUUUGCUAUUUUUUGUAUACUUUAUGAAUGCUUUUUGGAGGUUGACUUGAAUACGUAAAGGAUAUUUGUUUGUUUCAGUGUAAGAUUGAAAUACCUUUCAUGAGUGAACACCAGAUGCAAUAUUUUCAUGAGUGGCAUAGCCAUGACUGAAAAAAGUGAAAAUGUAAGAUAUGGUGUUCACAAGUGAAAGAUAUUUUGAAUGUAUGUGUAAAACAAACAAAUUUUCUUUUUAUACGCCUGUCUCUGGAAGAGUGAGGCGUAUUAUGUGAACACACGUGGCGGUGGGCGGGCGUCGUCCUAAAGCAUGUCCGCUCUCUAAGUCAAACAGUUUUCAUCCGAUCUUCACCAAACUUUGUCUUGGCCAAGAUCGAUAACCAGCAAAAUCCCCCCCAGGCACUCUUGAGUUAUGGCCCUUUAAUUACUCAAAAUCUGCAAAUUUAGCAUUGUCCGCCCUCUAAGUCAAAUAGUUUUCAUCCGAUCUUCACCAAACUUGGUGACAAUGUUUGUGGGCAUAAUACCUUGGCCAUGUUUGAUAACCAGCAAAAUCCCCCCCAGGCACUCUGGAGUUAUGGCCCUUGAAUUACUCCGAAAUCUGCAAAUUUAGCCUUGUCUGCUCUCUUAGUCAAACAGUUUUCAUCCGACCUUCACCAAACUUAGUGACAACGUUUGUGGGCGUAAUAUCUCGGCCAAGUUUGAUAACCAGCAAAAUCGCCUUAGGCACACUUGGAUUAUGGCCCUUGAAUUACUCGAAAAUCUGCGAAUUUAGCCUUGUCUGCUCUCUAAGUCGAACAGUUUUCAUCCGAUCUUCACCAAACUUGCUGACAAUGUUUGUGAGCAAAAUAUCUCAGCCAAGUUCGAUAACCAGCCAAAUCGCCCUAGGCACUCUUGGAUUAUGGCCCUUGAAUUAGGCCAAAUUUGAUUACGGGCGUAUUUUGUGACAGUCUGCCACUCUUGUUAUUCCAUAUUACGAUUACAUUAACAGUUUCUUACCCGUGAAAAAUAUAUUUGAUAUUUCCCACUGUGAAAAUGCCAGAUAUAUGUCACUCUGUUAUUCUGUUGGUUCACUGAAAAACAUGUACUAAUAAAAUUCUCUGUUUCCCUAGAUUUAAACUUAAGAGUAAAACUUAAACUUUCUCUCAGUCAUUUCCUCUGAGAUUAAAAUUGGUAAUAAAAGUCAGUAGAAACCACUUCAUUAUAAUUUUCUUGAAUGUAACACAUUCUCACUUCAAGACAAAGUUAGUUGACAAAUUUUCUGUUUGACUGACACCUCAGAUUUUUGAAUAUCAGUGUAACUAUCAGUAAACUAGUUGGGGAUCAAAAACCUGUUUUUCAUUAGAUAAUAGGAUUGUCUGUCUUGAACUCAUGCUGGUGACAAAGUUCAGAAAUUAUGACUUGUACAAUAUAAGCUGAUUCACAUUAAGUAUUAUGUUACAAUGACAAAAUAUCAUAUUAAAUUUUAUCAUAUGUUCUUAAUGUUUUCCUCAACAUACAGUUGAGACACAUAUGUCAAAUAUGCAUUUAAUGUAUGUGUAGUUUAAAGAUGUGGUUGCAUAGAAACUUAAAUUGAACUUUGAUUAAAAUAAACCUUGUAUAUCAAGAAAUGUUCUCAAAUUUGAAUCAGCUUUUCUUCUUUGAUGUGUAUUUCUUAUUCUUUGAUGUUUCAUAGAUGAAUAUUCUCUAAAACUUGUAACAGUAAUGAAGCGAUGUUUAAUCAAUAUUUUCUCUUAACUAAAAGAGUUAUUUGUUGAAAUUUCAGUCUGUAUGAAUUGAUUCUUAGAUUUACAUUCAUUGAAUAAUGUUAUGCCUAUUUUCAAAGUACAGUGGAAGUCUUUUCUGAAAUAGUUCUACAGGAUGCGGUCAUUUGUGCCGUGCCAUGGGAAAACCAACAUAGUGGCAUUGCAACCAGCAUGGAUCCAGACCAGCCUAUGCAUCCACGCAGUCUGGUCAGGAUCCAUGCUGUUCGUUUUCAAAGCCUAUUGCAAUCAAAGAAAGUGUUAACGAACAGCAUGGAUCCUGACCAGACUGCAUGGAUGCGCAGUCUGGUCUGGAUCCAUGCUGGUUGCAAAGCCACUAUGUUGGUUUUCCCAUGGCACGGCUCAUUUGUCUCCUCCAAUGAUUCAUGUGGGGAAGUUGUCAGUUGAUUUUAGAGAAAAAUCCAGGUUAAAUAUUAACCUUAGAUCUAUAUAAACACAGUCAAAGUAAUGCGCCAAAAAUUUAAAUACUUUGACAAAUCUCUAGUAAAUGAAGUCCAUUUGUUCUUGGGGUUCAUGUCAGAAUUUAAGAAUUGAUUUAUAUGCAGACAUACUUGUAUUACUAUGUAAAUUACUGUUUGUUGUCUGUGUUUACUAUGAUGUUUAUGUCACUUUUGUUUUGUGUAUAUAACAUAUUGACAUGAUAAUGUAAAUAAACUUCAUUGUUUAGCAGUAAGUGGUGUUUAUUUUUUUGGAUAGAUUUGACAGGGAUUUGCUGCAAUUUUAUUACCACAGUCUUUCAUUUUAUAUGAUGUAUACACGUGCUAAAUGUAUGUUUAUUUUUGUCUAUUUUACAGGAUCUCUAUUUUACAGUUAGAUGUUUCCAGACUGCCACAGUGUACCAAAAAACAGAUGAAAUAAAAAUUAUCAUAUUGA
Molecule: messenger RNA, 17187 nt
Organism: Mercenaria mercenaria
Lineage: Eukaryota; Metazoa; Mollusca; Bivalvia; Venerida; Veneridae
Product: zinc finger CCCH domain-containing protein 13-like
Exons: 8
Coding region: 43-3600 (1185 amino acids)
Source: RefSeq, a predicted model, not a curated record